AUGAAAGCGUGGACAGCUCACGAACAAGACACAACACUUUCUUGCUGCAGAACUUUGCACGUUAAACACGCAGCUUACGCGAGUGCCCUCUAUACUUUGAAUAUAUCAAUACUGGUGGUGCUGUUGUACAGUUGGAGAAUUGGAGUCAAUGCGAAAAGGUACAAAGAACUCGACGAUGUUUACUAUGGUGUUCAAAUAGCGUAUUUUGCAAUCAUAGGAACGCAAAUGUUUAUGAUCGUGCUCAGCAUUUUCCUUUUUUACGGGAUUUAUAAAGAAAACGUCGCCUUUCUAGUUCCAUGGGUAGUUGGCUGUAUGACCUUCAUGGCUUUGGAGGCGAUGGCGAUGGUUUACUCCAACAUACUUCGAGAUCACGUUAACAAACAAUUCGACGCGAUGUGCAAAGCGGAAAUAUCAUUUUUAAUACCGAGAAUACUUCUGAACUGUCUAUGCAUAUGGUGCGUACUACGAUUGUACCACUUGUUAAGAGCCGGAGUCACUUGGAAGGGGUCAGUGGCCAUUGAGCUGUGA
This is a messenger RNA of Melitaea cinxia (Glanville fritillary), 528 nucleotides long. RefSeq lists its product as uncharacterized. Bases 1 to 528 code for a protein of 175 amino acids. NCBI's taxonomy places the organism in Eukaryota, Metazoa, Arthropoda, Insecta, Lepidoptera, Nymphalidae. The record is from RefSeq and is a predicted model, not a curated record. The transcript is spliced from 6 exons.